AUGUUGAAAAAAGAACCGAUUAGGUAUUAUGAAAAUACUUGUACAAGUACUUACAAUACCCCCAAAAGGACUGGAAAAAUCAAUGGUGUAGAAAAUUUUGAUGCAUCCUUUUUUGGGAUACCACCUAGAUUAGCGAACUUUAUAGAACCAAGACAUAGAAUUGUGUUUGAAACGGUUUUUGAAGCCAUGGUAGAUGCAGGUUACAAUCCUAAAGAAUUCAGAGGUUCAAACAUGGGUGUUUUUGUUGGCUGUAGCAAUUUUGGUGCGGAAGAAAUUUACUCUGACGCCGAUAACACAUUUGGAUACUCAGCUUUUGGCUGUGUCAUCUCACAAUUAGCCAACAGAAUAUCAUUUUGUUUUGAUCUGAAAGGACCUAGUUUUACCAUAGAUACAGCGUGCUCGUCUAGUUUUUAUGCGUUAGCAAAUGCUGUUAACGCGAUUGAGAGUGGUCGAAUUGAUGCAGCUAUUGUAGCAGCUGUGAAUAUAAAUUUUUCACCUAAUCAAAUCAAGUCGUUUAAUCUUCUCAACGUACUGUCAAAAGAAGGAAAAAGUAAAGUUUUUUCCGCAGACAGAGAUGGUUAUGUAAAAUCUGAAGCAGUGGUGACAAUUUUAUUGCAAAAGAAAACUGCAUGUCGCAGAUUAUAUGCUACAGUUCUGGGUGCCGAUGUAAACUGCGAUGGAUAUAAGAGUGAAGGAAUAUCAUUUCCAUCUAAAGAAUUUCAAUCAAGCUUAAUAAAAUCAGUUUUUGAAUCGAAGAAUUUAAAUGUAAACGAUGUUGAUUAUGUUGAAAUGCACGGAACAGAACCCCCUUACUUGUUGGAUCUGUUAAAUCUAAUAUGGGACAUGCAGAAAUAUUCCGUGUUAGGAACUAAUCCGUUAAAGGAAAUACAAAAAUAUGAUACAAAGAAACGACCGAUUUGGUUUAUAUACAGUGGGAUGGGAAGUCAGUGGUCAGGAAUGGGGAAAGAUUUAAUGAAAUUAGAUGUUUUCAGAAAAACUUUCAAGAAGUGUGCUAAUGCUCUUAGGCCCUAUAAUGUCGAUUUAGAAAAAGUUAUUCUCAGUGACGAUCCAAGUGUAUUGGAUGAUAUAGUUAAUUGCUUUUCUUCAAUAGCAGCUGUUUCGAUUGCUUUGACGGAUGUAUUGAAAUCGUUCGGAAUUGAGGCAGAUUAUUUUGCUGGACAUUCUUUGGGUGAAACAGGAUGUGCGUAUUAUAAUGGUGGCAUAACAGCCGAACAAGCUACUUUGAUAGGUUUUGCCAGAGGUUACACCACCCUCCAGGCAAAGUGUAAGCAAAAUGGGCAAAUGGCAGCUGUGGGUUUAGGAAAAGAUGAAUGUUUGUCUCUUUUACCAGAAGGAGUGUACAUAGCCUGUGUCAAUGGAUUUAAAAACGUAACAGUCUCUGGAGAAAAAACAAAAGUUAAAGAGUUUGUCGAAGACCUUACAAAUCGCGGUAUUUUUGCUCGUUUAGUACCAACCGCCAACUAUGCUUUCCAUUCCAAAUAUGUUAGCGAGGCAGUGCCGAUUUUAAAGGAUUUUGUUGAUAAACUUAUACCAAAUCCCAAACCAAGAUCCCCAAAAUGGAUUUCAAGCUCAUGGGAUGAAGAUGAUUCUGAGAAUCCUUUAUCCAAACUAAACUCGGGUGAUUAUCAUGCUCACAAUUACGGAAACACUGUAUUCUUUGACCAGGUAUUGAAACAAAUUCCUAAAGACGCCAUUUUGAUUGAAGUGUCACCUCACGCGUUGCUCACUCCAAUUUUAAGAAGAGAAUUAGGACCUGACAUUACUUACCUGAGUUUAGCGAACAGAAAUAGUCAAGAUAAUGUUCAACAUUUAUUGUCAAACAUUGGGAAGUAA
Messenger RNA from Sitophilus oryzae (rice weevil), 1854 nucleotides. Its product is annotated as fatty acid synthase-like. The coding region runs from base 1 to 1854 and encodes 617 amino acids. Gene Ontology annotation, molecular function: 3-oxoacyl-[acyl-carrier-protein] synthase activity; fatty acid synthase activity. The record is from RefSeq and is a predicted model, not a curated record. NCBI's taxonomy places the organism in Eukaryota, Metazoa, Arthropoda, Insecta, Coleoptera, Curculionidae. The transcript is spliced from 8 exons. Gene Ontology annotation, biological process: fatty acid biosynthetic process.